AUACUCACGUCAUUUUACUGCUUCUACGGCACAGUUGUUUGGAUAGAGAAGAUGGCUUCAGGGUCAGCCGGACAAGACACAGAACUGGAUGAGUUAUUGGACAGUAUGAUUUUACAUUACUCCCUGAGUGAAGUGUGAUUGUUAUCAAUCCUGCCAAAAGAUGCAUUCAUUCAAGUAUUGUGUAAAACGUGGAUCAACGCGCCUUGUUAGCUAGCUAACUUUAGCUAGCUUAGAUGGUGGAAUUUGGUUGGACCUGCAUGCCAAGUCCAAAACGAAAGCCAGACAUUAUCUCACAAAAUCUCAUGCCUUUUGCUGUUUACAACGGGGUCAUCAUUAGCAUUUCAACGCUACCGCAGUAAAUAUGAUAUCAUAAUUUGUCGUUCGCUUUGACCCCGAUUUGACAGAAAUAGAACGGCAUCAAAUGUGGUUGCAAGUUCAACUCAAGCUGCCCUUGAAUUAUUAUUAUUUUAUUUUUUAUGGUUUACAGCUAGUGUGAUCUGGAUUGUCAGACAGCUCUGUCAUUGUUUAUGUCAACUGGAUAACCAAUUUGAAUUCAUAAUGUAUUGCAUACUAGUAACCAAUCCCACUUUGUAUAGCCGGCUGCUAGACUAGAGACUACUGUUAUCUUAAUAGCAGGAAUGCAAUUACCAUAUCAUAAUCUGACGUUUUUAAUAAUUCCAGUAGGUUGGUGAAGUUGUACUCCUAACAUCAGAGAUGGUAAUGGUGGUAAUGUAUACAACAAUUGGGUUUCUGAAGUAGAAGUAGUGACCUCAUCAUACUGAGUUUGAUAAUCAACUAAUACAUGACUGUAUUGCACAUUGACCCCGACGUUGAAGAGUUGACCUUUGUCCUCUAGCUACCUGCUCAAUCUCUUCACCUUGUCUUGACCUGCUCCUGCUAAAUGCUGAUAACUGUGCCACAACAUCUCCACUUCUACUGUCUUUCCUCUAUUAAAGGUGCGCUCGAUGACUUUGAGAAGACAAACUCGGCCACCUUGGGCCCAGCCCCUGCUGCUGCCAUGGCUCCCCCACCAGCCAAGGGCAGCGAGGAGAAACUCCCUCUACUGGAGGACAGUCAGUUCUUCGAGGCACUGUUUGAAGGUGAGAUGGCCUCUCAGGCAAAGGAAGAGUGGGAGAAAGCCAUGACUGAACUCGCACAGGAAGAACCUGAGCUGCUGCAACACUUUCACAAAUUGUCAGAGGCAGCAGGGAAAGUUGGUACUGAUGUAGCUUCCCAACAAGAAUUCACUUCCUGUCUCAAAGAUACCCUCAGUGGAUUGGCUAAAAAUGCAGACAAUUUACAGAGUGCAGGAUUGGCUGGAGAGGAUCUGGCAAAGACUCUGGAAGGGCUGGAUUUGGAUGAGAAUGGAGAGCGGGACGGGCAAGAUGGAAACAUCCUGCCGAUCAUGCAGUCCAUCAUGCAGAAUCUUCUCUCCAAGGAAGUGCUCUACCCGUCUCUCAAAGAAAUCACUGAGAAGUAUCCUGAGUGGCUGAACAGCAAUCGUCAGUCCCUCCCCCCAGAUCAGUUCCAGCGCUACGAACAGCAGUACAGGGUCAUGGGAGAGAUCUGCAGCCUGUUUGAGAAGGAGGGAGAUGGGGAGAAUAGCUUUGAGAGCAUUCUGGAAAUCAUGCAGCAGCUACAAGACCUGGGCCAACCACCCAAAGAGCUGGCUGGUGAAUCACCACCUGGUCUAAACUUUGACCUGGAAUCCUUGAAUCUCUCAGGAGCCUCUGGGACUGGAGCUGCAGAUCAGUGCUCGAUCAUGUGAUCUCAGAGCAGCCAGUUCAAUUGAUACACAGGCUAGGGCCGUGUGCAACCGGGCUGACGAGGGAGGACCAUCAAUCACUAUAGCAGAAGGACAAGGAGGAGAACGAGACUGUUUGCACUGCUCUCCUCCUAACAUAUGUUUCUGUGUCAAAAUAGAAGAGCACUGUGAAGGGUGGCAAAACAAACCAAUGUGACCACACCCUUCGGUAACUCACUGAUCAUUACAUAACUGAUUUUAAGUCAAUUGCUUUGGUUUGUCAUAAUAGGCUCUUCCAGGUCAUUUAUAGUACAGGUAGUACCAUUCCCACGUACAGCUCAACUGACUAGCACUUGACUUAUCUGGCAGUUUUUACACUCACCACUGUUUAGCCUAAUGAGUACUGAAACUGGUUGAACUGCCCUGUUGGUUAAAACAGUGCCUUGCACAUUUUUCUUCAGAAUUUGAGAAUGUUCAUUACUGUUAUGAGUCUUACAGCAGGGAUAUUAGGUUUCUCUGUUGUAAGAGUUGCUGGGUGAAGAUUGAGUUGUAUCAUGGGGCUGCAUGCCUAACAAAGGUUGUUGAGUCAGUGUCACGGUUCCACUCAUCAAUAAAGUAACACUAACACCUCG
Molecule: messenger RNA, 2376 nt
Organism: Oncorhynchus mykiss (rainbow trout)
Lineage: Eukaryota; Metazoa; Chordata; Actinopteri; Salmoniformes; Salmonidae
Source: RefSeq, a predicted model, not a curated record